GUGAUCAUGCUCGCGUACCAGGAGAUGACUUAUAAGAAGGCAGUAUCCAGCCUGGUGGGCUGCUGAUUCCUUUGUUAGUCUCACCACGCGCUCUGGAGAUACCUUCUCGACACAGUCACUCUUUACAUCCUUUGGAAGUAGUCUAUACGAUAGCUACUCCAGUCCUCUCAUUAAUCGUUCUUAAUCCACACUCUUUCAUAAUGCGUUUCGCUCCCCAGAGCGCCGUGGCCGUGGCCAUGGCCUCCAGCCUGGCUUCGGCCAACUCGGUCGAGCAGCGGACUGGUCUUGGUCUUGACCUUUCCGGCCUGACUCACCUUGCCAAGCCCAUCUCUGCCAGCGUCAACCUUGACCAGGACCUCUCUGGCCAGGUGCUUGCUGCUGGUGUUUUGGCCAACCCCGUUGUUGGUGACCUUGUUGCUGUCAAGGAGGAUCUCGACAUCUCCGUCAUCUGCCACGACUGCUACACUCGUGGUAACAUCGAGGCCUCCAUCUCUCUGGAGCACGUCGUUCCCGCGCUCAAGCUGUCCAUCACCGAUAUUGAGGCCAAGCUCGACCUUGACAUCAGCGCUAGCGAUGCUACUUCGAUUGCAGUCAACCUCAUUGCUGCCCCGGUUGUGGACCUGCCGUUCCUUGGCCUCAACCUCGGUGCUUCCAUCUACCUCGACCUGGUCCUCGGCCUCUCGGCCGCCAUUGACGUUUCUGCCGGAGUCGAGAUUGAGCUUGUCGACGAGGCGGUGCUCUCCACCAACAUCCUGUCUGGCGAGAUUCUCAGCGCUGCCUUCACCGGUCUCGAGGUUGCUGUCCUCCCGAUCGAGGUUCGUGUCGGCUGCACCGAGCUGCACGCCACUCUGCGUCUCCGUGUCGAGCUGGACGCGGGCGUCGACGUUGAUGCUGGCGAUAUCCUGCCCAUCCUCGACUUCGUCCCCGAGAUCGGUGCCGGUCUGGAGCUUGCCGUGUUUGUCAACUUGGUCGAAUACGUCGGUCUCUUCUGCCCCGACCAGUCUUGCCCGGUUCCCUACGACAGCUACGGCCUGAACGUCGGUGCCAUUGUCGGCCUGGACGUCAGCGUUGAGAACCUUGCCCGCAUCCACCUGGCCCCUACCAUCUCGACUGCCCUGCUCGAGGCUCCCACGGCCACUCACUGUGCCACCACUGGCGCGCCCUCUGUCCCCGUGUUUACUCGUUCCGGCAGCGGCUCGGUCACCGGCAGUGCUACGGAGCUGGUUGAGAUCGGUACCGGUAUUGCCACUGGUAUUGUCACUGGAACUGCCACUGCUACCAUCUCUGCCAGUGUCACCGGCUCUGCCAGCGAGCACUCGGGCUUCCCUACCUCGGACAUCACGAUUCCUGCCGGACACGUCAUUUCCACCGUCACCCAGACUGCCACCUACACCGUGACCAGCUGUGCUGCCAGCGUGCCCAACUGCCCCGGCCAGUACCAGGGCGAGACCACUCUUGUCCACACCACGACCUACACGACCAUCUGCCCGGUCGGUGCUACCAUCACCGAUAUACACCCUCACCCUACAACGGCCACUGCCGCGCCCACCACGACGUCCGCUGUCGUCACCCACGUCACGCCCGUGCCCUGCUCGUCGGUCAGCACCUUCCACCCUCCGACUUACGUCGCGUACCCGACCUCGAGCUUCCCUACCGCUGCGCCUUCCAGCACUCCCUACCCCACGUCGAGCGCUGUCCAGUCGUCCGCCACCACUGAGGAGUACCCCGUCAAGCCUACCACCGAGGGAUACCCCGUCAAGCCUAUCACUGAGGAGUACCCGGUUGAGUCUGCCACCGAGACCUACCCCGUCGAGCACCCUUCGACGACGCCUGCCUACCCGACAGCGCCGUACUACCCUUCGAUGCCGGUCCCUCCGGUCCAGAACGGUACCACCACCUGCAGCCCUUCCACCAUGAGCACCUACCCAGUCGGCCCUACCGGCGGCGGCGGCUACCCGACCAAGCCUGCCCCGUACCCAACCGUCUCCUACCCCGUGGAGACUCCCAUCCCCACGGCCGGUGCCUCUAAGCAGGUCGCCAGCGGCCUCGUCCUGGCCGUCGCCGGUGCCAUACUCGCUCUCUUCUAAGCGGCAGAUGUGGUAUUAGACCUUUCUUAGCGUAAUCAUGCCCGCCAAGGGUGGGAUGUUCUGAAGACGUGGUGUGGGUGGUUGCAGUGGUUUUGAAGUGAAGCGCCGUCUGCGAG
This is a messenger RNA of Microdochium trichocladiopsis, 2203 nucleotides long. RefSeq lists its product as uncharacterized. The coding region runs from base 201 to 2087 and encodes 628 amino acids. NCBI's taxonomy places the organism in Eukaryota, Fungi, Ascomycota, Sordariomycetes, Xylariales, Microdochiaceae. The record is from RefSeq and is a predicted model, not a curated record. The transcript has a single exon.